AUGGCUUUUACAAGUUCAUUCUCGCUGGAUACCGCAGCUCUAAUAUCGACGGCGCUGGAAGGCAUUUUAUACGGUUUUUCGGUCCUCAUGUUUAUUGGCACCAUGUGGUCAAUGUCCUACAAACGUUCCGUACGAGAUUUCAAUCGCCCAGUCAUUGCCGCAGCCGUCCUGCUGUCGGUAUUGAGUACUGCGCACAUAGUCUUAAGCAUUAUUCGGAUCGAAUACGGAUUUGUGACGUACCAAGGUGUGCCAGCGGCGUACUUCGCAGAUGUUUCUCAAGAAACAUACGUGAUCAAGAAUUCAAUAUACGUUCUGCAAACUCUGCUUGGUGAUGCGGUGGUGAUUUAUCGUUGUUACGUCGUCUGGCAAGCUGCCUGGGUCAUCAUUCUACCAAGCUUGCUGUGGUGCGGCGUCGCAGUCACUGGUGCUCUCUCAGUUUACGGCGAUUCCCAAACCAGCAGUACCGGAAUCAUUUCUACCACAGUGAAUGUGGAAUGCAUGGGAGUGUUCUGUGUCCUGACACUUCUAGCAAAUUUGUCAAGUUCGGGAUUACUCGCGUAUCGCAUCUGGAAAAUCGAGCGCAAUGUCUCUUCCUCUCGCACUUCAAAGGUCACGACCACGCGUAUAAUACGCGUAAUAAUGGAUUCUACUAUCUUGUACACCAUAGCGCUCCUCGCUACAGUAACUGGAGCCCUCUGCUCGGGCAGUGGACCGUUUACUGUGAUAGACACGCUCACGCCGGUCAUCUCAAUUGCUUUCUACAUGGUAAUAAUUCGAAUCGCGAUUGGUCAAAACACUCACAGUCAGGUCUUGACUUCCCGUGGGGCGAUGACCAGUGAAACGAGCCUUUCGCAAUAUUAUGUGGAGCCUCUGCAGGUCAACAUACCCCGCUCCACGCACACCGACAGUACCCGGGUGUACGGGACUUCAAGUUGGAACCAGAGCCGACCUGCCCGUGAGGCGAUUACCAGUGAAACGGAACGAUGGAGCCUUCCGCAAUAUUCUGUGGAGCCUCUGCAGGUCAACACACCCCGCUCCACGCACACCGACAGUACCCGUGUGUACGGGACUUCAAGUUGGAACCAGAGCCGACCACCGACAGGCAAGGAGUAUUUGGAUGCAGACAUCUUGUAA
This is a messenger RNA of Suillus subalutaceus, 1134 nucleotides long. RefSeq lists its product as uncharacterized. Lineage: Eukaryota; Fungi; Basidiomycota; Agaricomycetes; Boletales; Suillaceae. The transcript is spliced from 7 exons. Bases 1 to 1134 code for a protein of 377 amino acids. The record is from RefSeq and is a predicted model, not a curated record.